This is a messenger RNA of Sphaeroforma arctica JP610, 1112 nucleotides long. RefSeq lists its product as hypothetical. NCBI's taxonomy places the organism in Eukaryota, Ichthyosporea, Ichthyophonida. Gene Ontology annotation, cellular component: recycling endosome; trans-Golgi network. The transcript is spliced from 9 exons. Gene Ontology annotation, biological process: intracellular cholesterol transport. The record is from RefSeq and is a predicted model, not a curated record. The coding region runs from base 1 to 1110 and encodes 369 amino acids.
AUGCUGGCACUACAGCCCAAUGAAGCGAAGAGCGCUGACACGACCGCUGCUGAAGUGCGCAGUGUGCGCGCGCGUGUCGUUGUCGCAUAUCUCUGUGGUGUGCUUCGGGCAAGCUCGCUCAAGGAUCAAUGUCAGAGACUGCUGAGUGAGUUCCAGAAAUUGAUGACUGAUAUCGCAACUAACAAAAAUGGCUGGACUACCGAUGAUUACCCUCUGCUUGAAAUUGUCGUUCGGAUGCUGUGUAAGAGCGACGAAGCGUUGAUUGCAGACGUUGUGUCGCUGAUGUGGGAUAUGAUUGUCAGUCCAGACGCUGCCAUUCGUGCCACGUCUCCCUACUUGGUGCAAGGACUGUUGUUGUGCUGCGAUGUCGUCACCCUGCGCGAUCGUGUACUGCCUGCAGUCAUAACUCUCAGCAGUGACGAGAACAUGGAUGUGAGGGUGUCCACUAUUCCAGUCUUUGGACACAUACUCGAGUCAGUCAACGAUAAAGGAGUACAAGACAAAAUCAAGAUGCAGCUACAGUCUCUUUUGGAAACUGACGACGUUAAUGCCCUCCUACUGAUGUUCGAGGUCUUGUCCAUGUUAGCAAACAUCAUGCCAACCAUCGAGACAAGUUUUCGGGACGAUUGUAAGCGAGUGUUCAGUAUUAUCAUUCCGCGACUGUACGACAUUUCCUGUCGGACUCAUCAACACAACAACGAUGAGGUACGCGUGGCGCGGGUAGUCGCUCUGCUCGUCAAAACCGUUGUGGCAGCUGUGCAAUCAGAACUGCCACUAGUGGUUUUGCAAAAAUACGUGCAGCCCACAUGCGAUACGCUGCAAAUGCUGCCCCGUACCUGUGUGCGUGUGGAGGACGACGAAACUCUCGCGGAAAUCUCAGUGGAGUGCACCGAGCGCCUUUCAGCCUCAAACGUCGCAGCACAUGCCAUCAGCGAGUCACUGUCGACCACAAAGCAGAAAUUCAAGAACUUCUUCAACAAGAACGAGGACGACGAUUCACAUGUGGACACGAACGGGAUGGAAAACAUGCGCAACGCUAUGAAAACGUCCACUCCACCCCCGGGAGCAGCCACGAAUGCCUUCGCCAAUCUGUUCAAAACCCGAGGGUAGCU